Pocillopora meandrina is the source of this 4678-nucleotide messenger RNA. The record is from the annotation of a GenBank genome assembly. Lineage: Eukaryota; Metazoa; Cnidaria; Anthozoa; Scleractinia; Pocilloporidae.
CCAAAGGAAGGAAAAGCCAAGUUGCAUUGCAAGAAAGUUGUACAUCCAAACUCUAGAAAAGCUACAAAGUUGGCGAGGCAAGCACACAGAGAUGAGAAACUUCAAAGGUGCGAUGAAUAUUUAAGUUUCUGUUGUCGUUUCAAGUUCCCAAUCCAGUUUGAAUUUAAUUUUUGGAAAGAUUUCCUUGUAACUCCAUAUAUACUAUUCUGGGAUAAAAUCUUAAUCUCGUAGGUAAUCCAUUUUUCGCCAUUAUUUGCCUUUAUCAAAGAAAUGAUUCACUUUGUAUCGCAGUCAUCUCAUAUACAAAACUGAAACAGAGAAAAACAUUGCUAAAACUGGAUUGAAAAUAUUGUGUAAACCUGAGUAUAAAUGCAAACUAACCGCAUUCAGCAUUUUUGAGAAAAGUCGACGGAAAAAAAAAAAGGAACAAGUGCACUUGACAGUCUCAAAAGGUAAUCUGGAUAUCUGAUAAUCGAUGAAUUUGAAUAAGUCCAAAAAAUAGGCAAAUCCAUCAAACCUGCUAUGCCUCGUUCUUACCUUGACAUUUUCAUAGAUUACCCUGAAAUCCAGAGGUUUAGGAACUGUAACCUGAAAGCUACGCACAAUACCUUUCGGGGUUGUUAUGAGCACUUUUAUACUUUUUUUUUUCCAACAACCUUUUUCAAAAUAGCUGUAUAGUGUCCAAAAGUUGUUUCCAAACAUCUGCAGCCGAUUUUCAGAAGUCCUUUCCACCAAUCACUUUUCUUGUUGCCAUUUGAUUGUAUUUAGGAAGAAGACUGAGAGGAACUAUCAUCUUCAAAUAAAAGGUACAGUUCUGAGAUGCUAAACUGAAAAUUCUACACUGCUUUUAUCUGAUUAUAGACUAAAAUCCAACACCAGGCAUUUUAUUGUACCAGUUCCCAGUAAGGUUAUCAUCAUGAGAGUGGUAACCUUAUUCAACCAUUGACUUCUGUAAGCAUGCUGGCCAUGCCAAUUCACCUAAUCAAUUUUGUUGGUUGGCUUUGUAAAAAGAUGUGUAACAUCCAGAUUAAUGAAUUUUGUAGAGAACUAAGGCAAUGGGUGCACUUGGCGAAUGCUUACUUAUUCAACCACUGAUAUAUUCAACAUGUCAGAUAUGAGUGGUUUCAUAUGAAGAUUGUGAUCAUUGGCAGAAAUUUCCCACUGGGGGGACACAAAGAUGAUUUUUAUCAUUCCAGCAGUAAGAGUGAAAAUGGAGUAGUGUAUUGUCUGCUUCAGAUCUAUGGCAGAGCAGUCUGGAAACUUUGUCAAAGUCCCCAUUCUCCAGUUUUGCCUUUUUAAAGCUUAUCCUUUAUUUUUUUUCAGUUGGAGAAAAGUUCAGAUGGUUUUUCGAGAACAUAAAUCAUGAUAAAACAGAGUAUUCGAGUUCUGAAGUGUGUGAACUCAUUGAGAGGUGGGUUACUGUCUUACAAGUGCAUUACUUUAUUCAUACCUGAUUCGUGAUUUUGGCAAGACAGUAUUUUACAGGGUUUUAUUCUUUGUAAUUUCAUUACUUAGAAAAUGUGAAAAAAGGGCUGUGAAUUUUGCAAUUCAAACAUUUGUAACUUUACCUUAUUUUUCAAAAUGUGUAAGCUUUUGAUGCCUGCACAAAAUUUGUACAAAUCUAAAGAUUAAAAUAAAGAUGAUAGCUAGAUUCUCUACUAUGUAACUAUGUGAAAUGUUUUCAGAUGAAUGUCAUUUCACAACAGAAGAUACAAAAUCGAACUUAUCAGUAGACAGAUUAAUAAUUUUUUGAUACAUGUACUGUAUAUUUUGUCGAUAUUAUAUACUGAAUUUUCUACAGGGAAUUAAAUUUUGCAGGUCUUCAAUUUUGCUUAGAUGAGCACCUGCUAUCUGCUGGCCAGACUUGCUGAAAUGUUUAUUUUAAGAAUGAAAAUAAUGAAGAUUAUUUUUGUUGUUUAGCAUGCACAAUCAAGAUAAAAAUAUGUUUUAAAGAACUGUAAAACUCUGAAUUUUCUUGAAUGCUCCACCAUUCACAAAUCUCACACAUCCAACCCAAUGACCUGACUUAUAGCAAUGAAACAUUCUCAUAAAUAUUUUCUAGGUAUUUACAUCGCUUUGACGAAGAGCUUCAACAAAUCAAUGAACAGAACAGUAUAAAAGGUAGACAAGGCCGAGCUCAUGCAUCAAGAGAGGACACACUGAGAAAUGUUAUUGAAUGGGAAAGGGAGCUGUACAACACUUGUGGAAUUGGUAGGUUAAUAGUUUUGGACACUAUUUUUGGGCAUUCUGGACAAUUGAUUUAUCACAUGCCAUAUUUAUUUGGCUAUAGGCUGAGCAAUUAUUUUUACACAAAUUAACGCUAAUAUUUGGUAAAAUCUGAGCUAUAGAAGGGGUUCGGAUUAUUGCCGAGAUUUUUCCUUAAAACAAAACUUUUUCAACUUACCAGCAAUUAAUUAUCGGUUAACGCUUUGCAAUUGCGUGUGUUUCCAGAGAAGUCAAUCUUGCUUUCUUAUACUUUUCAAUCCUUCUAAAUAUUCAUGACAAUCAGUGUGUUUCUUUGGUGAAGUCUCUGUCUUUCAUGAACAUUGUGUUCUAAGGUAGGUCUUGGCUUAUAGCUGAAUAUUUUGGCUAAGUUUUUUGUGAUGAUGCUGCUGAGUUUACAAAUUGGAAGUUUGGGGUCUUGGCUUAUAGCCAGGUAAAUACGGUAUUACCUAAUUUGCUCUCCUGCACCCCACCUGCAAUGAUCUUAGAAGGCAAAUGUGGAUCAAAAACUCACAGAAUCAUUGCACAGAUAUGAUUUAUUGAUUGAUACUUUAAGCCUUGUGUUUAAAACUGAGGGACUCAAUUACUGCUCUGUCUCAACAUUCUGAAGGGAUAAUUUUUGAAAACAGUUUCAACAAAAUGUACAAAGAAUUACUUGUCUCAGACUUUUUUCUUCUCCUUUAUGUUUUCCAAUUCCAAGCAACACAAUUUAUUUCCUUGUCUCAGUCUUAAUUGUGUACAAUUUAUGUCAUCCUAUUUCUAACGAUGAAAUUUCCGUUCUUUUUCUUCUGCACCCAGAGCUUCCAGACCUAACAUCUGCAAAAGUGUUGGCACAAUUUGGGUGAGUAAAAUGUCUUGAUUUGCUUUCUUUAACCCUUUCACUCCCAAGAUCUAAUUAGUAAUUCUCCUUACUAUCUGCCACACAAUUCUUAUGAUGUUAGUUCAGAGAAUUUGGUAUUGGAUCAACUAAUCAUCCCAUGGUUGACAUUCUUCUCUAUUCUCAUCACCUGCCUGCUUGAUAUUGUAUUGAUAUUGUAAGGAGAAAUUCUGUCUUGGUCACUUGUGGUAGUGAAAGGGUUAAGCAAGAAAAUACAUCUAAGUUACUGUAAGUAUGUCUCAGACCAGGAUCAAAUGUAGUUCACAUGUGCAGCAGGGUGUUGUGGACAUUAUGGCAAAUUACAGGGGAUUGUGAGCUGAUUGGGAACAGACAGAAAGAGACAAAAAAAAUAUUUGAAGAAUUAGGCUUGGGAAAUUCUGCAAUAACAAUAAUAACUGUAACUUACAUUCACCUUUUAAAGCCUAAGAGUGACCAGCAUCCAAAUUCUCCUGGCAGCAAUACAGCUGAAUCAUUCAUUAAGAUCAUGAGAUUGCUAACCUAAGAUGUUUUGAUUGUAAUACAAAUUCUCCUUGUCCAGACCAAAGUAAACAUAUAGAAAAGAUUGUGGAGAAUAUGGGUACUGAUCGAUGUUAGAGUGUAUAGGGUUAACUUAAUUUGAGCAACAAUAUCAAGUUCUUCCUUAGUUCACUGUAAAUACACAGACACAUGGAGUAACUAGGAAAAAAAUUGGUUAACCCUUUGACUCCCAAAAGUGAUUAACAUGCAACUUCUCCUAAUAAUAUCCAGUGUUCUCCAGAGGUGCUGGCAACUGGCUUUUUCGCCGGCUACUCAUGUCUCAAGCACCGGCUACUUUUGUCAAACAAAAUCACAGAAAAUUAUUCUCUUUUUUUUUCUAAGCUAAUUUUGAGUGUGGCUUGAAUUUGUGCUCUAUUUGGAAGUGCUGGCUGCUUUAUAAUUUUAGCUGACUACUUCAAAAUCUGUGGAGAACACUGAAUAUCCAUACUUUAUACAGCAAACAGGUAAUGAAAAUACUCAGACUUAUCAUGUCAAACUUGUCAUUUGAUCUAACACAGAAUUCUUGUCACUAAUUUACUAGGAAAAGUUUAACAGCUAUAGAGGAGAAUUAACAAUCAGAUCUUGGGAGUUAAAGGGUUAAUAUUUACAUCAAUAGGAGGAAACACAGUUGGCUAUUUACAAAGCAUAGUUGCAAAUUGAACUCAAAACUUCUUCAGAGUGAAGAUUUUUAACUUGGUACCUCCAGAUUUCAAAUCCUGCACCUUUCCACCAUUGCAUUUCUUCUAAAAAGGGUUUUUUCACUCUUUGCAAAGUAAAUGGUUAACUGGUCUAGGCUAAAUCGGCUAUUUUUUCAUUUUGUGCAAAAAUGUAUCAAAAAUGAUGAUUUUUUGCUGUGUUUGGCUGGAAUAUGAGUAUUUUAAUCUUACGUUUUCUCUUAGAAACUUUGAUUUAUUUUUGUUUUUUAGAGAAUGGAACUGCGAUGUGGCCAGCCUCAAGCUUAUCAGGAUGCGAAAAUUCAAAUCUUCAGCUCUUGAGAAGAAACAGGAGAGAAACGACAAUGAAACAGAUGAAAACCUUAAAGAAGGAAACAUUAAAACUUAA